Orbicella faveolata is the source of this 4014-nucleotide messenger RNA. RefSeq lists its product as uncharacterized. The record is from RefSeq and is a predicted model, not a curated record. NCBI's taxonomy places the organism in Eukaryota, Metazoa, Cnidaria, Anthozoa, Scleractinia, Merulinidae.
AACGAAGCUUGAAAAGGAAGAGGAGACUAGAAGAGAAGAGAUUGACAAAAUCUUGGAGAGGCUAGUGUCCAUGAAGAAAAUGCUGAGUGAAGAAUUAUUGAGAAGAGUUGAAGGAGUGGAACAACGAGUUGAGGGAGUGGAGCAAAGAGUCGAGGGAGCAGAACAAGGUCUUGUUGAAACAAAUAUCAAAGUCGAACUUCAAGGAAAAAGAGUUGAGGGAGCGGAACAAGGUCUUGCUGAAACAAAUAUCGAAGUCAAAGUACAAGGAAAAAGAGUCGAGGGAGCAGAACAAGGUCUUGCUGCAGCAAACGUCAAAGUAGAAGAACUGGGGCAAGAUAUGGCACAACUGCAGGAUAGUCUCACCAAAACAGAUGACAAAGUAGAGCAGCUGGCGCAUGAAAUUAAGAGUGAGAGAAUGGAAGAUGUCAAACCAGAUGCUGCUGCAGUCGAAACUUUCGAUGUUAAACACUGUCGAAGUAAACUGGCAGAGCAUUACAAAAGGACCGCCACAGUGCCCACCUCUGCCUGGUCUAAAAAAUCCCCCGUGGACAUUCACCAGAUCUACACUCGACUGUCCUGGCUGAAAGAGGAACAAACCCCAGCUGGGCCAUCACGUUCUGAACUGAAACAUUAUACUGACGUGUUCACUCCAAACAAGAACGGUGUUGUACCAAAGAGGAUACUCGUGCAAGGGCAGACGGGUAUUGGGAAGAGCACUUUCGUCAAGAAACUGGCUGUGGACUGGGCUGAACUUGAUCACGAGAUAACGGGACACGAACGGAAAGAUGCAAUGAAGAGUUUCCAAGAUGAUGAAGACAAGAGAGAAACAGAACAAGAUGACGAAGCCUCGUCAAGUGAAGAUGGUGGCGAAGACACAUCAAGUGACGAGUAUGAAGACACAUCAAGUGAUGAGAAUGAAGACACAUCAAGUGACGAGUACGACGACACGUCAUUUGACGAGUGUGAAGAUACGUCUAGUGACGAGUAUGAAGAUACGUCAAGUGAUGAGAAGUACAUCAGUGAGGACAUGAGUGAAAGUCAGAAAGAUGCCUUAAAAAAGUUCCAGCUCGUUCUUGUUGUUAAUCUCAAGGAAGUGUCCAAAUGCCAGAGCUUCCAAGACGUCAUAAGUCAGUCCUCCAUUUUUUCGGAGGAAGAGACAGCCUUGACCGAGGGCAUCUUACGUUACAUCACCAAAAACCAAGACAAAGUACUGCUGGUGUUUGAUGGCUACGACGAAUAUCGCUGCGGAAGCAACUCUGAAAUCUACGAGAUAUUCAGAGGAAAGAAACUGAGAAACUGUUGUGUCCUGAUAACGACUCGAAUUUCCAAAGCUGACGAGCUACGAACGUUUAAAGACAUGCAUGCUGAGAUCACCGGGUUUUGUGAAGAGGACAUAAAGGCCUUUAUGAGGAGAAUGCUUGGUGGCGAAGCAGAAGCAAGAGAGCUGAGUCGUCAUCUUGAUUGGCAAUACCUGGAAGACUUAGCGAAAGUUCCGCUUCUUCUUCUCUUCUUUUGCACCCUGUGGAAAAAGGGCAAGUCGAAGAGCUUUCCUGAAAGCAAAACAAAAUUGUAUUUGGCGAUCGUCCAGUACGUUUUGGAUUACAAUCAAGGGAAAGAUUCGCCUACUCACUUUGGCAAAGUACACGAUUUCGAAGAUGUUCUUGCUGAAAUCGGAAAGGUGGCGUUGGAAUGUCUUUUGAAGGACGAUCAUGUGUUCGAGUAUGAUCAAUUGUCCGCUGCCGUUCGUUGUGAUGGGAGUCAGAUUAUUGGCCUACUUCAAGUUACCGAGUACGCAGAAAAUCUUCGACCAGCAGGGAUGGUAUCCUUUAUCCACAAGAGCAUUCAAGAAUUUUUGGCAGCGUGGUUCAUCUCUUACAGAUGUGUCCCUGAAGGAAAUCUCGGUGGAAUUGAACAGCACACACGUACCUUGGAGAAUUGUAAAGCCUGGGAAAAUGUUUUCCAGUUCGUUUGCGGUUUGUCUGACGAUGGAGCAGGGAACGUUUUUCAGCACUUAGCAUCAGUCAGGAUCUCUGAUCCAACACUGGAUUUAUCAAAGACAAUACCAGAUGUAGGAAGCGAGACAGACGAGCCACUGUGUGACGUCACUGACAGGCAUGAGAGGUUCAGUGACUUGGUUGACGAUUCUUUUAAAGAAGUUCAAUCAAAAGGUGCACUGGCGAGAUAUUGGUUAGAUUGCAAAGCUGGGAUCAUCCUGAUUUCCCUUGCGAGACCAUUUUCUGAACAUAUACCAAAGAUGAGAAUUGUAAAUGAAGAUUCUUCCUGUAAAGCUUUAUUUUUACACGAUGCUCCUUUUUACAGAUUACGUCGUAAUGGUUACAGGGAAUGGAUGUCAAGGCUAUGUGAGGUUCUGGAGUUUUUCGAUUGCUCAAAUGACCUACUGAGAAUAACCGAGAACUCUGCUGCUCUCUUGAUUGAAGAUUUUUUAACGCAGUUUAAGACUGUAGGAUGCGCGAAGUGUCGUUUUGAUUGUGUCGUUCGUGUCCAUAAUGGGAAAGCUCAGUUUUACGUAACAGGGUUAUGGCUGCGCUGUGAUGACCAUGCGAGACUGUUUACUGAGACUAUUACCAUUUCUUCCCCAUCUUGCUCCGAAAGUUCGUGUUCAAAACAGUCAUGUUUGAAAUUCUUAAGAUCUCUUUACUGUAAUGGAAUUGUGAACGCGCAGACAUUGAAAGACCUUGGUGCAGUUGUCAGAAACUGUAAACAUUUGAAAACCAUUGAAUUUCGUAAAUGCAGAGACGGUAUGUGUGAACUGCUGGAACAAGUACCAAAUCCCUGCACGUGCUGUGUGAACAUUGGUAGUCUACUGUCACAGUGCUCAUUGACAUCAGUGGAAGCAGAAAAACUAGCUGGUGUGUUACCACGAUUUAUCAUCAUCACCGCUCUUUACCUUCGGUUACGUGACUGCUGUGCUGCAGCAGUAAACAAACUUGUUUCUAGUAUCUCACGCAAAACUCUUAAGAAACUGAGUCUGCAUAAUAUAAGCCUGACCCCAGCAGCAGCCGCGCCCCUCGGUCGGUCACUUCCUGAAAUGUCGUCUUUAGAAACACUCGAGUUAACUGGGGCGGAUGGAAGCAUUUUGCAAGAGGAGGAAAUGGAGGCGCUGUUUGGAGGAAUGAACGGAACAUUCCCAGCUUUACAAUGGCUUGAUCUUAAGAAUUUCAACGCAAGGGGUAGCCUUGCUCCACUCACCAAGCGCGUUCAGUUCUUUCCAAACUUGACAAGGUUAGUUCUUUGGAGCUUAAAUAUGGAUGAACGUGACUUACAUUGUCUGCUGGAGAGCUUAAGAUCCAUUUCUAAUCUGAAGGACCUGAACCUAACAUGGAAUCCACUGGGUUCCCGGGACGAGGUACGAUCUAUUGUGCAACAAGCACUGCCUCAGGUUCGUCUUUCGUAUUAAUUAUAUUAGGUUCAUUUACUCAGUGAAUUCUGGCAGGACUGAUUGUCUUCAGUGUCACGUGACUUAAACUUCUCGUCCCUGUACCACGUGCAAACUGACACUACUUGAGGUCAUAGAGCAACAUCUGACAAUAACAGGCGAUACCAUUGUUUCUCGAGCUACUCGUGUAAACACCGUAACCUACUUUCAGAAUGUAAUUCUCGACAAUUUUUAAUUGUUACCUAAAUCGGACAUUCAGUGAAAUAAGUGAAUCUUUUUUGGUAGCGCGUAAAUGGCUUUCUAUCAAUUAGGAAGUCACGAUUUUUGUUGUUUAAUUUUUGGACUCUCACAGUAUUGUAGCGGAGAAUUUUAUAUUGAAUUGAAUUAACAAAUUAUUUGAUACCCUCUAUAGAUAAGAUAAAAAAGGUGCUUACAGCUAAUUCGCCUGAAAAUGUAUCGCGUAAAUCAGGAAAAAAAGUGAUAAUGAAAUGUUUAGUCGAGCUUAGUUGAGAAAUACGUGCCUCAUAGUUCCAAGAUGAACAGUAAUUUUGUAAACAGUUUAAAAACGUGUACUUUAUGUUCGAACAUGAAAGUAAAAAAAUUGCAAAGUUUCUGGC